AUGUCCUUCUUCAAGUCCAACAAGAACAAGACCGCCUCUGCUGCCUCGACCCCAGCUCAGACUCCCCGUACUUCUAUCGAGGCCCAGCGUCCUACCCAAGUCAAGAUGACCCGCGACCAGGCCCUCGAGAUGGCUCUCCGCAAGUCGGUGCAGACCAUGCCCGCCAACUUCAACCGGCGCUGUGCAUCGAUCGAUGUACGAGGAGACUGGGCUGGAGAGGCAGCAGCAGAGACGGACUUGUUCUUGUUGGACUUGAAGAGCGACAUGGUUGUGUUUGACUUGUGA
This is a messenger RNA of Linnemannia hyalina, 285 nucleotides long. The record is from the annotation of a GenBank genome assembly. NCBI's taxonomy places the organism in Eukaryota, Fungi, Mortierellomycota, Mortierellomycetes, Mortierellales, Mortierellaceae.